AUGGGAAACUGCAACGACUCAACUGUGGAGGAACUACAAGCUUGCGAGAGUCAUCAGUGGUACAGAAAAUUCAUGACCGAGUGCCCAUCUGGACUUCUCACCUUCUACGAGUUCAAGAAGUUCUUCGGUCUGAGGAAUCUGUCAGAGACAUCAAAUGCCUACGUUAGGACUAUGUUCACAACGUUUGAUAUGAACGACGAUGGUUUCAUUGAUUUCAUGGAAUAUGUGGCCGCAUUGAGCCUGGUGUUAAAGGGAGGAGUGCAGCAGAAGCUCCGCUGGUACUUUAAACUGUACGAUAUAGAUGGGAGUGGCUGCAUCGACCGUGACGAGCUGCUUCUGAUAAUCAAGUCCAUUCGUGCAAUCAAUGGAAUUCCUCAGGAGAUGUCAGCAGAGGACUUUGCCAACAUGGUGUUUGACAAGAUUGACAUCAAUGGAGAUGGUGAGCUGUCUUAUGAAGAGUUCAUGGAGGGCGUACAGAAUGAUGAAACGCUCCUGAAGACCCUAACAGAGAGUUUGGACCUCACACACAUUGUCCAAAAAAUUCAAGGAGAGUUGAAGGCCAACAUGUAGUAUUUCCAAAUUUACAGACCCUGAAAUACACAUUUUUAUGUGACCGUGCCACAGCUGAAUGAGUGAAGAUAUGGGUUCAGGAUAAUCCACAAAUCAUCAUCAGGAUAAAUGGAUACGGACCAGUCUCUGGAUUAUUGUCAAAGUCUGGCACCAACUGAACUGUUUUUGGAUUUUCCAGAGACCAUCAAUGACUUUCCAUCUAUCUCAGAUAUUAAAGUUCCAUUCUAUGACCUGACACAACCUUUAAAAUCAAAGUUUCUAAUGCUUUCAGCAUGCACCUAAUACACAUAUUUAUAAGCUAUUACUGUAACAAUAAUUCACAGUGAAAAAGAUUACAGUCUAUGCUUCUUUAUAAUACAAGGUCAGCUUCAGGUUCUGAUAAAAACAAAAAGAAGCGCAGUAUUUUUCUUAUGAGGACAGGUUAAUGUCACAUUUUGUGCAUCAGUGUGCAUCCUCUAUUGGAGCCCAGCUGAUAUGAAACCUGCAUGAUUUCUGUCCAAUGUCAAGUGCUAUUAUUGCCAUGAGCUUGAUAGCCAUUGCAUGAUGUUUGAAAUUAAAAACAUACUGAACUUUGUAAGUUUAGGAUAAAUCUACUAUCAGUAGCAUUCUGAGGUCCCUCGCUUUAUUGUAGUGUUUUAUACAUGGUAGACUCCCCUGAUAUCUACCUUUAUCUGAGCCACUACAGAAAUGUAGUUACUUUUGUAAAGCCUUCACAGCAAAGCUGUUUUAUACUUUGAAUGAGUUAGAUGUGAUGCACUGCCUACACUGAGGUAGAGUCACUGAACAGUAACUGUAAUACGAAUUUUAAAAUAAAAGAUAACAGUACCUUUAUCAACAUUUCCUCAAAUUUUCUUGCUUUAACCUGCUUCUAGUCUGACUCCAACUUCGUCAGAAUCACACU
Messenger RNA from Lates calcarifer (barramundi perch), 1471 nucleotides. RefSeq names its product guanylyl cyclase-activating protein 1 (gene guca1ab.2). Gene Ontology annotation, biological process: visual perception; positive regulation of guanylate cyclase activity. NCBI's taxonomy places the organism in Eukaryota, Metazoa, Chordata, Actinopteri, Centropomidae. The transcript has 4 exons. The record is from RefSeq and is a predicted model, not a curated record. Gene Ontology annotation, molecular function: calcium ion binding; calcium sensitive guanylate cyclase activator activity. The coding region runs from base 1 to 570 and encodes 189 amino acids. Gene Ontology annotation, cellular component: cone photoreceptor outer segment; photoreceptor inner segment.